This is a messenger RNA of Trichomonas vaginalis G3, 552 nucleotides long. RefSeq names its product nuclear-transcribed mRNA catabolic process, deadenylation-dependent decay. Gene Ontology annotation, cellular component: P-body; CCR4-NOT core complex. Gene Ontology annotation, biological process: regulation of DNA-templated transcription; nuclear-transcribed mRNA poly(A) tail shortening. The coding region runs from base 1 to 552 and encodes 183 amino acids. NCBI's taxonomy places the organism in Eukaryota, Parabasalia, Trichomonadida, Trichomonadidae. The record is from RefSeq and is a predicted model, not a curated record. The transcript has a single exon.
AUGAGUAUUCGAUCUCAAUCUGUUGGAAAUAAACCAAGCCAAAAAUCCCAAACAGCAUCUAGCCAAAAAUUCCUUCCAAUUGAGUUGCAACAACCAGAUCAAUUGCUUCAAACUGAAAUUCCUGUUCACGAAUUUUCAAAUGCACUUUUUGCUUCACUUGACACACUUCCAGACGUACCACAAGUAUUUUGCAAUUAUGAACCUCAAACUUCUGUUCAAACACUUCCAGAAUAUCCUCAAGAACCAAAUCAAAAAAUUCUCCAACCAGAAUUUUUCAGACGCUUCGAUCUCUCAACAUUACUCUACAUCUUCUUCUAUUUCCCUGGCACAUCACAGCAGCUUUUUGCUGCCAAAGAAUUAAAGGCAAGAGGCUGGAGGUAUCAUGCUAAAUUCCAAACAUGGUUCAAGAGGGUUUCUCAGCCUAAAACAGUUACUAAGGAAUAUGAAAUCGCAGAUUAUGACUACUUCGAUCACAGCUCAGCAGAAAAUUGGUAUAUUCGUAGAAGAACUAAUUUCCAAUUCGAUUUCAAUUGUUUAGCAAUUGAUAUUUAA